AUGGCGGGACAUGAACUCCUAAGUUUCAUGGAUGCGUUCUCAGGUUAUAACCAAAUCCAAAUGCAUCCAGACGACUAYGAGAAGACAACAUUCAUCACUGAUCGAGGACUAUACUACUACAAGGCCUAUGUGGACGACAUGUUGGUGAAGAGCAAGAAAGCCGAGCAACACCUAGCCGACCUCAAGGAAGUCUUCGGCACACUCAGGAAAUAUCAAAUGAAGUUGAACCUGAUGAAGUGUGUCUUUGGUGUUGGCUCCGACAAGUUCUUGAGGUUCAUGGUUCAUGUCAAUGUCUAUGGACCAAUGCUUGUCAUUCUUCAAGGAACUAAAAGGAUACCUGAGUUUGCCACCUUUGCUCAUAAUGCCGAGCCCAAGAGAUUUACUCCUGCUCUACUUGUUGGCUGGAAACGAGGUGGUCAACUUAGUCUUGGUAAAGGAGGAACGAGGAAGGUUCUCAUUACCGACAAUGGCUCCCAGUUCAUCAAUUGGAAGUUCAAGGCCUUCUGUGUAGAGCUCAAAAUAGAUCACCAGACCACAACCAUUCACCAACCACAGAUCAACGGACAGACUGAGGUGAUCAACCGAAUUUUGCUCCACGGCUUGAAGACUAGGCUUGACAAGGCCAAUGAUAUAUGA
Molecule: messenger RNA, 636 nt
Organism: Nelumbo nucifera (sacred lotus)
Lineage: Eukaryota; Viridiplantae; Streptophyta; Magnoliopsida; Proteales; Nelumbonaceae
Source: RefSeq, a predicted model, not a curated record